This is a messenger RNA of Bacillus rossius redtenbacheri, 2401 nucleotides long. RefSeq lists its product as uncharacterized. Gene Ontology annotation, biological process: maturation of LSU-rRNA; maturation of 5.8S rRNA. Gene Ontology annotation, cellular component: preribosome, large subunit precursor; Las1 complex. The transcript has 10 exons. The record is from RefSeq and is a predicted model, not a curated record. Lineage: Eukaryota; Metazoa; Arthropoda; Insecta; Phasmatodea; Bacillidae. Gene Ontology annotation, molecular function: endonuclease activity. The coding region runs from base 186 to 2201 and encodes 671 amino acids.
CUGCGUUGGCAGCCAUGCCAUACUUUUAUUGUUUUUUUUUACUUUAAUACCGGGCACCGGCAAGCAUACGAAGUCGCACGUGUUUUUAAUGAGAAGCUUUAUUCUAUUAUGUCAGAUAUUUGGUUUUAUUUUAUUCCACAAAUAAAAGGAGAUCAUGUCAUCAGUGUUGUGAUAUAUGCUUGAUAAUGGAUGAUAAAAGUGUGAAAAUUGUGCCAUGGUUUUGCACAGAAGAGUGGGAUUACGUCUGCAAGUUGGUGUAUUCAGAUGAUGUCAAGCAGCAAACGAAAGGUUUCGAACAUUUACUGGUUUGGAAGGCAAGGGUGCCGAGCCUGCCGGCGUCAGUGACGUGCACCUUGGAGCUGCUGCAGGUGCGCUUGCAGGACCAGCUCCUGUGGCAGAAGGUCGCCCGAGGCGAGGCCUCGCCCCACGCCGAGCAGGAGCUGCGGCUGGCGUACGCCACCGUCGUGAUGAGGUUCUUGAACCACUUGGCGUCGCUCUUCCAGAACAUGCAGUCGCAGACACUGUACAGCGUCGCGAAGAAGCUGCACAUCCCCGAGUGGGUGGUGAAGAUCCGUCAUGACGCGGCUCACGACGGCAGCCUGCCGUCCGUAGACGUGCUGCGGUCGGCCGCAGGCUACGCCCUCAGCUGGUUGCACGAAUAUUGGUGGAAACCACAAGCAUUGUGCUUGUCGGACUGGAAACGUGCUGAUGACGACAUUGAUGAUAAUGCCGUUGGUGAUGAUGUGUCUCACGAGAAUCUGUGUAACUUAUUGGAUUUGUGGCAAGCUUUGAAGCUGUAUCAAGAGGCUCAUUACGGCACUGUGGGUCGGAUCCCAGACACUGAGGUCCGUGCUCAAGUUUCUGUUCUUUACUUGAAAGCCAAGAGUAACGCGUCCGGCAGUGAGCCGAUUCCGGACAGUGAUGUUGAAGUUACUGCCGACUCUAGCUGUGCAAACGGGACGAGCAUCCGUGCAGCGUUGUCGUUGGUGCUGUCUCACAUCAAGAAGUCUGUGGGAGACGUGUUCUCUGGGUCGGAGUGGGAGCACAUUCUUCUUCACAAGCUAGUGGGUGAAGGAUUGUUCACCCCAUCACUUUUAUCUGACAGAGAUUGGUCAUGUAUCGAAAACAACGAACUGCCACGUAGAUCCUUCAAGAUGUGGAAGCGAAUCUUGGAAUUUCUCCCAGUGCCUGCAUUGCUUCGCCUCAUGCGGAAGUUGCUCGCGCUUGCUUGCAGCGUUAAUGGUGUUGUGAGUGUCCAAAGCAAGCUUUCAGCGCUGUGGAUCCGGGAACUGGCCACAGCUGUCAUCAAGUUGCAUCGAGUGCUGGACCUCGUGGAAGAGAUGAAUGCGGGGGCCGGCGGUGGGGAGGAGCCGACGAAAGCAGUGAAGUUGGCGGAGGGGGUCUCCGUCAGCCUGAAGGAGAGUGAUCAGCUAGCCAAACUCUCCCCGGGGUCACUCUGUAGUAGAUUGGUGGCUCGUGUGGAGGAAGAACACCCAGAAUUGAAAAGUGCGUUGGUGUUGUGUGUCACAACUCUUCCAGACAGUAAAUUUACAUACGAAAUAGCAAAGUAUGCAGUUUUGAAUCCUAGUCGGUUAACUCCUAUCUUUCUGCCAAGUUUGCUGAAAUUAGUGGACCUACCAGCUCCAGCAGAAACACUGAGUAAUUUGACAACACUGGUGGAACUGUACACCCAGUCAGUGAGCGUAGAUGUUGGUGAAUACGCGGAUGCACCAGUGUACACUGUAUCAAAUCUAACUUCAUCGGCUGCAAAUGAAGUAUCUGCUACAGAUACCUGUGAGAGAAAUGAUCCCACGUCAAAAGCCAUUGAUGUUGAAGCCAUGGAGGUUGAAGAGGCAGACCACAGUGAACAGCUUGAAGCUUCUGACCAGCAGCAAAAUGUUUCACAAUCUCGCUGGUCUGUUGCUGAAGCAAACAAAAACUGGAGUAAGUGUCCCUUGGGAAUAUUGCCUUGGCAGGAAAGCAAAAUUUGGAUGGACUUGAUUCUUCCUGACUGCACGUGGCAGCUGUCCCAAGGAAUAGAAGCUGUGAGCAUCGGCAAGCUGCCACAGUUGUUACACAAGGAAAUAGAGUGGGAAGAUGUUAAAAAGAGGAGGCUGAAGAAGAAAGGAAAUUCACGGUUGACCAGUAAAAUGAUUGAGACUGCUUUGGGAAUAGUUUCUCAAAACAAUGCUGAAAUUUAGACUGCAAGGGAAAGUGAUAUUGGAAUUUUUUUUUUCUAUUUCACGUACCAAAUCUGAGUUCCUAAAUUAGGCAGGCUUGACUACUAAUGUAAUUAAGAUUUUUUUUGGAAAAAAUUGCAUUAAAAUAACAGAAUUUCUUAAUUUUUUUGACAAAUAAUACAUGCACUUGACAAUGAAUUAAAGUUAAACUUUCUCAUAAA